Trifolium pratense (red clover) is the source of this 2590-nucleotide messenger RNA. RefSeq names its product pentatricopeptide repeat-containing protein At5g48910-like. The transcript has 2 exons. Gene Ontology annotation, biological process: RNA modification. The coding region runs from base 211 to 1815 and encodes 534 amino acids. Lineage: Eukaryota; Viridiplantae; Streptophyta; Magnoliopsida; Fabales; Fabaceae. Gene Ontology annotation, molecular function: RNA binding; protein binding. The record is from RefSeq and is a predicted model, not a curated record.
ACAUAGAUUCGACUCGACUCAUUUUCAGCUCUCUAUAGACUAGUACAUGACAAAAAACUAAAUAUGCCAGCUCCGUGUGUUCUCCACCAUCAUAAUUCAUAACUCAGACCAACGGAUAUGGUGGCCACCACCAGCACUGCCACCCUACUGUUUUUGUUCAACCAAAACACUCUUGCUGCACCAUUAGAGUAACAUUAACAACUUUCUCCUAUGUCUAUGUUUCCCAACAAAAUCAAACCCCUUUUAUCUUCUCUCCCAAAAAAACCUUCACUACACCAAAUCAAACAAACCCAUGCACACGUCGUCGUUUCAGGCCAAUCUCAAUCCCGUCUCAUCUUUCACAUUCUCUCUCUACUUUCUCUCUCUAAAUUCCCACUCAACUAUUCCCUCUCCAUUUUCAACUCAAUUUCAUUCCCAACCGUUUUUGCAUUCAACUCCAUCAUUCGUUGUCACGCCAAAUCAAAUUCAUCUCCUUUGAACUCACUCUCACUUUACUCCUCAAUGCGACGUCGUUUCCUCAAACCCAAUCAACACACAUUCACUUUCCUACUUAAUGCAUGCACAAAAGAAAAUUUCAAGCUUACACCUGGUGUUCAGGUUCAUUGUCAUGUGAUCAAGCUCGGUUACGUGCGCCACGUGUUUGUUCGUAACGCGCUUAUUCAUUUUUACUUUGAGUGUUCUGAUGCAACGGAGUGUUCUAAGAAGGUGUUUGAGGAAGAUACAGAUAGUAUUUGCAGUGAUGUUGUGACUUGGAAUUCUAUGUUAGCUGGUUUGGUUAGAAAAGGUGAGGUUUUUGUUGCGGAGAAGAUGUUCGAUGAAAUGCCUGAGAGAGAUGUUGUUUCUUGGAGUACUAUGAUAAUGGGGUAUGUUCAAAAUGGGAACUUGGAAGAUGGGUUGGAGUGUUUUAGGUUGAUGAGGGAGAAAGGGAUAAAACCUAAUGAGGCUAUUUUGGUUACUGUGCUUUCUGCUUCUGCUAAUUUGGGUUUGUUAGGGUUUGGGAAGUUUAUUCAUUCCACUAUUGAGUCUUUGAGGUUUCGAAUAACUGUUCUGAUUGGAACUGCUUUGGUUGACAUGUAUGCAAAGUGUGGUUGCAUUGAAGAGUCUAGAGCCUUGUUUGAUGGAAUGUUGGAGAAGGAUAUAUGGACUUGGAAUGUUAUGAUUUGUGGGCUGGCUUCACAUGAUCGUCCAAAGGAAGCAAUUGGAUUAUUUCAUGAGUUUAUACGUGAGGGUUUUAGUCCUGUGAAUGUGACUUUCGUUGGUGUUUUAAAUGCUUGUAGUAGGGCUGGUUUUGUUAGUGAGGGAAGGCAUUACUUUAAGUUAAUGGUAGAUGGUUAUGGCAUUCCACCGGAGAUGGAGCACUAUGGGUGCAUGGUGGAUCUCUUGGCUCGUGCAGGGUUAAUAGAUGAAGCAGUUCGGUUGAUUGAAACCAUGACUGUUGCACCGGAUCCUAUAAUGUGGGCAACACUGCUUGAUGCUUGUAAGAUUCAUGGGUUAGUGGAAAUGGGAGAAAAUAUUGGGAAUAAGUUGUUAAAGUUGGAUCCUACACAUGAUGGUCAUUAUGUGCAGUUAUCUGGAAUCUAUGCAAAAGCAAGAAAAUGGGAAGAUGUCGUUAGAGUUCGGAGGUUGAUGGUUGAGAGAGUUUCCAAUAAAGUUGCGGGUUGGAGCUUGAUUGAAGGGGAUGGUAGAGUUCAUCGUUUUGUUGCAGGGGACAGAGACCAUGACCAUUCUUCAGACAUUUACAAAAUGCUUGAAAUAAUAGGACUGAGGAUAACUGAAGCUGGUUACUCACCAAAACAUCUCACCUGUGUAGCAUGAUAAGGAAGAAGAAAGGGAUCAAUUUUGGAGCUGAGUUGUAUGAUUAGUGGGAUGUGACUUUCAGAAGUUUUCAGCUGUACCAAUGCAGUUUUUGGACAUUUUGUGGGUUGGAUUUAAAUUCUAUAGUUGCAGUUUUGUUCUGUUUGUGUGGAGAACCAUAAUCUUUCCUUGCAUAAGCUAUUUUGCGCAAUGUUCUUAAAUCACAUCCUGUGCUUAGAUCAAUGAAGUAUGUAUGGGGUUGUUUAGAUUGGCUUAUUUUGGGCUUAUCUACAAGCAUAAGUAUUAAUGGAACUGUUUGCGAAAGAAUAUCAUAAAAACUUAUGAGCUCCCACAAGCAGUUUUUGACAAUCUCCCCCAACAAGUUUAUGAAUUUGGGCUUAUGAAUUCCAAUAAGCUUAUGAACACCCAAAAACACGGACCCACAUACUGUUUAGCGAACUGAUCAACAAACACAAAACAUGCAAAUCUCUCUUCACUCUGCAACCUAUUGCUCUGCAACUCACUUUCUCUCUGUUCGCUUUGCAACUCUGAUGAGCCCUAGUUCCGUGCUUCUCGUCUUCCCCUUACUUCGCUCUUCAACUCAGGUAUUUAUACACAUUCCUUUUAUUUUGGGUCGAUUUGCUUACUAUUCCAUUCGUUUAUGCAUGGAAGUGGUUUUUGUUUGUUCCUGUGUUUGAUUUGCUUGAUUUUGACUUUUUCUUGUUAAUGACUUUUUAUGUGAUUUUUGCUUGUUCCUGAUCUGCUUGCUUGUCCCUGUUCAAUGUAAGACAGUUCU